UCUGUCUACUUUUGGUUUUGUUUCGAUGCAUGGUUAGCUAGCUAGCGGAUGCCACUCCUCCGUUAGCAUGCGGCUGCUAACCGUUAGCAGCUAACAGCUAGCGGCUAGCUGUGCUCGGCUCCAUUCGAAGCCAUGGCUGGAGACUGGCGAGGCUUCGCUUUGCUGGAAGAAGCCGAGCUCCUUUCCGGUCGGUUGAAGGGCCUGCUCUCCUCCGGACAAGCGUACGUCCGGAGCCAGUUCGGCUUAGACUUGGGUCUGAAGCCCGAGCUGUACCCGACGUGGCUGAUGCUGACCACGGCCGCCGCGGGUCUGCUGCUGCUGCUCGCUGUGUCCUGGGCCGCCGUCUGCGGUGGGCUGCUGGCCGGCAGGAGGCGGCGGGGAUGCCCGAUCGCCCACGUUGGCAGCGAGCAUCCUGCCAAGACCCCCUUGACGACCAAACCUGCUAAACCAGAAGAGGUGAAGAAAAGGAACCAAAAGAAAGUACGAGAAAAGAAGACUCAGCAGCCUAACGGACAGCCUGCCUCGGUGCUUCAAGAGGAAGUCAAAGUGCUUUCCAAGCCGCCACCCUCGCAGACCAAAACCCGGAAGGCCCCUGAAGUGCAAGCGCCUGCCCAGCUGGUGAAAAAAGACAAGAAAAAAGCCAAAACGAGCGUCAAAGCAGUCCACAAUGUGUCCACACAUGACGCCAAGGAGCCUGAUGAUGGUGCAUGGGAGACCAAAGUGAGCAACCGAGAGAAGAGGCAGCAACGGAGGAAGGACAAGGGCCCCGAGUCUCUCGGCGGGCCCGAGGGGGCGGACGCUGCCAGAAGCCACGCGGAGGCGCCAUCCAAGGUUAAGAAGAACAGAGCAGAACCUCAGCGUUCAAGAUCAUCUGCUAAAGUGGACUCUUCCAGAGCAGCUGUAUUGUCCACCCAGGGAGAGGUGUCUUCCAUCAAUGGUGGCGGGUGGAAUAACUUUUCCAUGAAGAUUCCAGCCCAAGUGGCUUCUAUGGAGGCCAAUAAGUGGGCUCCACACUACCAGACCCAACCUGAAGCCCAGUCCUGGACGCAGGAGUCACAAGCGGCGUGGAGCGGUAUUGAUGGCCAGAUGAAGUCCGACCUCGGCCCGGUCUCUUUCUCCAUGCUGCGUCUGAAUCCUGCAGACCCUCUAUCAAAGUCCAUGGAGAUGCAGUGGACCGGCCACGCUGAUGCCGACGACGAAUGGGGCGGCAUAAUCGGGGUGGCCCCUGUGGAUCCCACGUCCGACUGGAACGCACCAGUGGAGCACUGGGGGAACUACGAGGAGCCCCCCGCGGUGGUGAAACUGGUCCAGCUCAAGGAACAACCCAUUCUCGCCAAGGUGUCGGAGGAUGAUAAGGACUCUGAGGAUCCAGCAGGGGGAGCCGGCAAGUCCAAGAAGAAAAGGAAAAAGAAGAAGAAAACAGACGACGAGGCAACAUCUGAGGCUCAGGUGGUCAACGCAGUUCCUCAACCUCAAGAACUUCCCACCGCGGCCUCCAAAAAGCCGAAUCCCAGCGCGUCCUCCUCAUCGCAGAGGCGACCCGAGCAUGUGGCCGAGGCGGCCAAGCCCCCCCACAAGAAAAAGGUCAGAAGGGAAACCUAAAAGGUCCGCUUGAAGCGUUUAUGCAAACGAUUGUUGAAGUAGUCAUAUGCAAUAAUUAUUACCAGGUACAGAGCUUCUUCUUUCUGGGAUACACUUUUUAUCAGUUUCCAAAAUAUUCAUAAUAUUAACAAUGAGAAGAAAAGCCACUCGCUGGGUUCUGUUAAGUGAUUCAAUGAUGGGGGGGGGGGGUCCUAUGGACUUAAAUCUAAUUUGCACUAUUUUUGCUGCGCUGCAGUGGAGGUACAAGUUUGUAUGAUGUUUAUUUUUUUGAAUGGAAUCAAAUCCUUUUUUUUUGUAUAUUUUUAUCUUCCUGGAAUGUUGCACUUUUCGUUUACAAUUCCCACCCCUCACUCGAUGUAAAGAUGCUCCAAUUAUUCUACAUUUCUGAAGAUAUCAUAUUUGCUUUCCAAGUGAACAGCAGAGAGCGGUUCUUUAGGAGUCCUGUAUAGAAGGACCUGACCAACGACGGCCGCUAGGAGGCACUGUAAUGCGACUAAUGAAGGCUAUGCUAUUGAGUGGGCUCAUCUCAUGAUGCAACGGCACCGUGCGUUGUACUGUAUUGACAGGCGGUAUUUAUUAUUUAUCCGAGUAGAUUUAUAAGUCAGUCUGCUCCAGAAUUGGACAUUUUCCCAUUUGAUGUGCUGGGAAAGACUCCAUGCUGAUACUUCCCCACCUUUGCACUGUGCAAAAGGCUGUUUUGAUUUAGUCGUUUUAGUUGCAUUAACCUUGAAUGAUGACCUUGGCAGCAGCUUUAAUGGUACUUCUUUAUGUCUUUAUUACGGGAAUUUGAUUCCAUUGCCUUAACUUGUAGUUGUAUAUAAGCGUGCAUUGACGACUUUUUUAAAAAUUUCCAUCCAAUUGUAAGUUUUGAUGUCAAUUGAGUCUUGCAUGACUUUGAUAAUAAUGAUAAUAGUACUACUUGUGUACAUGAAAUCUAAAGCAGCUUUGCCUGUUUUUGUCCUCGAGGUUUAACAUCCACUGUGUAUGAUAGCUUUUUUUUAACUUCAUUAAAAAAAGACAAAUGGCAGUUUUCCUCUUUAGUAGACAUGAGCAGUACUGUUGUUGUUGUUGUUGUUGUUCCAAGAUGACUUGGUGGUUAGUAGAAGAAAAAUAAAUAUUACUACGAUGGCAGGCACCUCCUUUAUGUUUUUUUCUUUUUUGACUCCAUUUUUACUGAUGAUGGAAUCAAUGUAUUUAUAUAACUUCACUGGUGAAUUAUUUCUUUAUUGAGGUGAUACAAAUGAAAUUUCUAUGUA
Messenger RNA from Doryrhamphus excisus (bluestripe pipefish), 2858 nucleotides. It is a transcript of the gene mtdha, whose product is annotated as metadherin a. Gene Ontology annotation, molecular function: transcription coregulator activity. Lineage: Eukaryota; Metazoa; Chordata; Actinopteri; Syngnathiformes; Syngnathidae. The record is from RefSeq and is a predicted model, not a curated record. Gene Ontology annotation, biological process: regulation of transcription by RNA polymerase II; positive regulation of canonical NF-kappaB signal transduction; negative regulation of apoptotic process. Gene Ontology annotation, cellular component: nucleus.